ACUUCAAAACCUCCUAACACAUAUACCAUAAGUAUGUUGACACCAAUGAAAGGUCCUUACGAAUGAGUUUCUUCAAUCAAGCCCGACUUCAAAAUCUUCCGGUCUUGGAAUGGCUAGUCCUGAGCAGCCAGUCGCAGCUUAGUCUGUUGCGACCGGCACCUCCACGACAAGUUGUUACGAGGAGUUUACAUUUCAACAACGUAAACGUCCCCCGAGACCCAGAUACCUGGCUGCCGCUUCGACCCACCGCCCCGUGUGGUACCACUCAUGAAUCCGUACUUUGUACGGACACUCAUGAGGACUUUUGAUGAAGAAAAUCAUGUUACUAACCCUAUCAGAAUGACCAGAACUUCUGUUUUAGCCGACGCCUUAAAUGCCAUCAACAACGCUGAAAAAACCGGAAAGCGUCAGGUGUUGAUCAGACCCUCCUCCAAAGUCAUUGUCAAAUUCUUGACGGUGAUGCAAAAACACGGAUACAUUGGAGAAUUCGAAUACAUUGACGACCACAGAUCCGGAAAGAUCGUGGUGCAGUUGAAUGGGAGAUUGAACAAGUGUGGUGUGAUCAAUCCUAGAUUUAACGUGAAGAUUGGAGACAUCGAGAGAUGGACGGACAACUUGUUACCCGCCAGACAAUUUGGUUACGUGAUUUUGACCACUUCCGCUGGUAUCAUGGACCACGAAGAGGCCAGAAGAAAGCACGUCUCUGGUAAGAUCUUGGGAUUUGUGUACUAGAUAUAAUCAGUUUAUAGUUAAAAGUUAGUUUUUGCAUU
Yamadazyma tenuis ATCC 10573 is the source of this 770-nucleotide messenger RNA. NCBI's taxonomy places the organism in Eukaryota, Fungi, Ascomycota, Pichiomycetes, Serinales, Debaryomycetaceae. The record is from RefSeq and is a predicted model, not a curated record.